This is a messenger RNA of Durusdinium trenchii, 1821 nucleotides long. Lineage: Eukaryota; Dinophyceae; Suessiales; Symbiodiniaceae. The record is from the annotation of a GenBank genome assembly.
AUGCCGGAUGAGAAGACUAACGUGAUCACCUUGAACGGGACAGAGGUAGGCACUCUCGCAACGCUGAACUCCAAGAGCUUCACAUCGAUUUCGAACGCUGCCCAACUUCUUCCAGCAAGUUUCGGAGCGAAAUGCGUCAGUGCAUUUUUCACCUUCAUUGCCAAAAUGGCGCCGCGCAAGAUGAACAAUCUGCUAGCAGGCUACGUCACAGCUGCUGACGUGGGAAUAACGACAUGGGCCGGUUACAAUGCGAGGUGGAAGUUUUUGGUUGUAACACCUGAGUUCGACGACAGCUCCACAGAGCCAUUCCAAAAUGGGCUUCUGGUCCCUCCCCCAAUCAGCGAUCAAGCUGUCUCUUUCCUUCGGAAUCAGACGAGCAUCACCACAGGGGACGGAUCUGCUUUGUCCGACUCUCAAUUUAUGAGAGGGUUGGUGGGCUUCUUGGUGGCAAGGACCCACUACAUCCGACGUAUGGGGCUAGAUGCUCUAACUUCAAAGCGGGAGCUGAUGAAAUCGUGCUUCCAGCUGGGAGCGGACUCAACUGCUCCAGCUGGGCACUAUACGGAGUCCUUAGCUGUAGUUUGUGCACUCACAAGCACGGCAGUCUCCAAACUCGGACCGGAGCAAGACGGCCUUCGCAAGUGGCUGCAUUAUCACUGUGCUUGGAUUAAUGCUGCGGUCAUUGCAGGUUUGGCAUCUUCUUCCGAAACGGACUUGGCUGCUAUGCAAGAGAGUUGCAAAAAGAAUGAGGACACAUUGCUGGAGGUAUCUCGGAUGAUGGGUCUUUCGACGAAGGCUCUCAUCUUCGACAAGAUCGAUCGGAUCUUGGAUCUCAUGUCGAAAGAAAGUUUGGAAGAUUGCGAGCUGAGAGACAUUGCUGAUCGGGCGGUGAGAUUCAGAAAGGUUGCAGGCCUGUCCCGCGACUCGGCGCAAUCGCAGCUUCGAUUGCCGUGGCUGGCCAGAACUUGUUCCACAGUGGCCGAUGUAUCCGACAACUACUUGUACUUCAUCGAUGCUGCAGAGUACAACGCUAAUUACGGUGAAUUUUGCGCCCAGAAAGCAGGGGGUGACGUGACAAUCACCUCCAUGGACGUCUUGGGAGGUGCAUCCGCGCGGAUGCGGCUGCGGUUGCAUCCAGUUCAUCGCCAAGAGGAAUCAGAGGUCUUGCAAAAUUGCGCGAGUCGUCACGUGCAAGAUCUCGAGAGAUGUUUGGCCAGACUAGCUCGACAGAAGCUUGAGGCCGACGCUGCAGAGGAGGAGAUACAGAUUUCCGGUACCAGCAUCUUGCUCUUGCAGAAGGGGCAGCUGGUGCUUCGGAUCCCCUUGCUCCUCGCGGACGUCGCGUAUCGAGCUUUUGAAACCCACCACGGGCGCUCGAGUUUCCUAUUGGGCGUCCUUCCUCGAUCCCGUUCUCCUGAAGGGUAUGGCAACGCCUGGAUCUUCCUGGUGGGCCCUUGCUCCGAUACGGAGUUCCAUCACCACCUGUGGCAGCUGGGCCGCCAUGGCGUUUUGCGCCGAGACGUGGACCAAGCCCUAUCGGUCUCCGAGAAGGUCUUGGGUGCCGGUGGCUGUGGCAAGGUCUUCCUCGCCAAGUGCCGGAACGCAACUAGUGCGUCCCCGGAGGGCGAAACUGCAAGUGCAGUCAAAGAGCUUUUGCCCAAGGGCAAGUCAUUAGAGUGUACCGUGAGGACGGAGAUCGAGUAUUUGGCGGCAGCUCAAGGGCAUCCCAACGUUGCGGUCUUGCAGGGCGUGUUUCAUCAACUUUCCGAUCAGAUGGAUCGUAUUUUCCAGGUUCCAGGUGCCUUUGAGGCCGAAGAUGAG